Messenger RNA from Aspergillus homomorphus CBS 101889, 1175 nucleotides. RefSeq names its product hemerythrin domain-containing protein. The transcript has 3 exons. The record is from RefSeq and is a predicted model, not a curated record. The coding region runs from base 145 to 906 and encodes 253 amino acids. Lineage: Eukaryota; Fungi; Ascomycota; Eurotiomycetes; Eurotiales; Aspergillaceae.
CUGCUUGAUUACUAUCAUCCUCUCUCCCAACAACGCCCUGUUUUUGUCAUUUAAAGGUCUCCUCACCAACAAUAUUUAACGACCCCAGAGCUCGGUGGUCAGUAAUAGUAUUGAUUCAAGCUACUGGCAGCAUUUCUUAAGAAAAUGGCUCCUCCUACUGGUGGCAAAUCCAGCCCGUGGGCCGAUGGACCUUGGCCCUUGAUCGAAACCCCCUCCAAGUCAAAAGAUAUUACCAAGCAUGAAGCUCUCUACAUUGCGAACGAGAUGGCCUUUGCUCAUAACGCUAUGCUCCGGGGUCUCAAUGCCCUCUAUCUCCAGGCGGAGCAAGUGAGAGAACCGCAAGACAUCGCCGACUUUCUCUUCUUCCUCUGCAGCUGGGCGGGGUGGGUAUCUCACCAUCACACUCUAGAAGAACAGCAAAUGUUCCCCCAGUUUGAGCGCGUAUUACAGCAACGCAACUUCUUGGAAGGCAAUGUCCAGGAGCAUCAUACCUUCCAGCCAAUCCUGAAGCAGCUCCUGGCCUAUGGAAAGGAAACUCCACCGGCCGAGUACCAAGCCUCGGCCGUGCGCGACUUGAUCGAGCAGAUGGCCCCGAGUUUUCGCGAGCACUUGGCCAACGAGAUCACUAGUCUCAUGUCCAUGGCCCCCUACGAUGGACCCGCUCUGCUCAGAGUCUACAAAGAAUGCGAGGCGGAGGCAGGCCGUCAGGACAAGAAUGUCGUCCCACCAAUGGUCCUCGGUCUGCGCGAUGUGACCUUCGAGGGGGGCAACUCAUGGCCCGCGAUGCCGCCGUUGUCGACACACUUCGUACAUUAUCUGUUUGCCCGCAAGCAUGCAGGCGCGUGGAGAUUCUUGCCAUCGGAUUCAUGGGGAAAGCCACGCCCGCUGGCCUUUGGUAAGCCUUGAGAUCCUAGGAUCGGCCGCUUGACGCCUGAGGGAAAUUUGUUGGUGAAGGCCCGACGCUACCGCAGGGCUCUAAAGUAGUCUCUGUAUCCUAUUUUCUGAUCAGUCUCAUAUUUCUUCGGGGGCACUGUUUCCUUUCGAAGACCUUCCUUUGAUAGGCCUAAAUGAAAGGAAAGCGGGGAUUUCUAUUCACAGAAAAUAGAGAAAAAUGCGAUCGCGAUAGGAAUACUUUUCGUAAGUUAUCUUUUAUAUCUUUAUACUAGUUAUCUAUC